Molecule: messenger RNA, 3057 nt
Organism: Amphimedon queenslandica
Lineage: Eukaryota; Metazoa; Porifera; Demospongiae; Haplosclerida; Niphatidae
Product: pericentriolar material 1 protein-like
Exons: 32
Coding region: 35-2896 (953 amino acids)
Biological process (GO): protein localization to centrosome; microtubule anchoring at centrosome; non-motile cilium assembly
Cellular component (GO): ciliary basal body; centrosome; centriolar satellite
Source: RefSeq, a predicted model, not a curated record
CGUACCGAUCCACUCUCAAGACUAAACAAAUCUCAUGAUUCUUUUGAGACUAUUAAGCAGCGAAUUGAUUUCAGCGAGGAUGGCGGAGUCACAACCACUGAACACAAAGGCAGCUGCACCCACUGAAGAAGCACCCACUGAAGAAAUAAUUGACGAUGAUGAUACUAAUCAAGAGAUUAAUAAUUCGGUAUCUGUCAGCGCUUUAUUGUCUAGACUGGAUACUGUCAGGGGCUACAUAGAAGAUGCUGAAGAGCUUUAUGAGCAAUUACAGGAUCAGUCUGACAAUGAGGAGCAAAUGGAGAGGGUAUCUGAGUUAAUAAGACAGCUAAAAACACAAGAAUUGAAUUAUCUGCAAGUUUUAUUAAAAGUCAUGGAAGAUAAUGAUGAAGAUGAUGACGAUGUUGAUGAAGAGAUCUCUAAAGAAAAUGAAAGUCUGAGUUUGCGUGAUGAAAUAAAUAAAGAGGAGGAGGAAGAGGAAGGAGAAGAGCUAGUUGACGAUGACGAUGAAGAAUUCGAUUUGCUAGCGCUACAAGAGCAGCAUCAAUUAUUAAAAAAACUUCUUGAACAGCAACAACAGAUGGAGUUGUUGCAUGCUAAGCAGGCGCAGUUAUUAUCGAUGAAGAAAGAGGCAGAGGAAAGGCUGGCUGCAGUUAUGAUAGAGAAGGAGAGUCUUAACACUACCACUACAUCACAGAAGGAAGAGGAGAUAGAAGAAGAGACAUCAGUGAAUAUUGAGGAGUUGGAUAUCAUCCAACAACUGGAUGAAAUGAAAGAAAAGAGGGCUCAAGUGGAGAAGUUGUUAUUACAAAUACAAUCAAUAAAAAAUAGUGGUGGUGAAGGUGAUAUAGUACCUGUGAGUGUUUCUGAUGCUGAUGGAACAUCAGAACGAGUAGAGCCUGAAGAUACUAGCGAAAAAACAAAAGUAUUUGAUGAUGUCAAAAGUAACCUAAGGAGCAUGCAUGAUCAACUAUUGAAGAUUGAGAGUGCCCCUAACCUCAAAGCUACCCCCGGCCCUGGGACUGGGACUGACCCAAUAAAGAGAGCUGCCAGUGGACCAGAAGUUAGUGCCAAUGAAGAGCUAAAGAGAAAAAGAAACGAAUUAAAGAACUUGGAAAAAAUGCUCAAUGAAUUACAGAGUUUAACUAGUGAUAAAGUGGGAGAUGUUAGUAUCCAAAGGAAACUUGAAAACGAGCUAAUACGUCAAAAGCAGCUUUAUACUACUUUAUUGAAGAAGACAUCUCAACUGCAGCAACUGCAAAAGGAUAUUGAAAAACUAAGUCGAGGAUCAGAUCAGGAAAGUGGAGUUGUUGAUACUACUGCUGGUACAUGGGGUGGAUCCAGUGAGGACGAAAUUGAGCAGUCAACAGCAACAAUCGAGAACAAAGCUAAGACUAAUGAUGGUCAGUUGUUUAACUACAGCGUUCACAAACACUCUUCAAAACUCCCCCAACCAACCAUGGCCAAUGAUAAUACUAAUAGCCAGGAUGAGUUUUUAAGAGAUCAGCUUAGAAAGAGCACUGAUAUGUGUGGCCAGUUGAUGGACCAGCAGUCUUUAUUGUUGAAUACAUUACAUCAAAGGCUGGACUCACUUCCUUACAUACAGGAACAAAUGAGCCAGUUACAGCAAUACCAUAGCUAUUUACAGGGUUAUAAUGAGUACCUCAAUAAUGCUUACUGGCAAGUAUGCAGUGAAGCUACAGGUCACAUGAACAGCUCUACUCUUAAAGAGGAAAAUGAGACUACUGCUAACAGUAGCUUUCAGGAAGGUGUUAUCCCUCCUCCCCCGGCUCCAUUCCCUCCCAUGAAUCAAUAUGCAGGUGCUACUCCCUUUAGCCCGUUCGCCCGACCCACCAAUCCUCACCUACAGUACACUCCAUUAUUUAAACAACAAGAUGUGCCCCCAUCUGUUAGUGCAUCAGGAAAACAAGUUCAAUUUGAAGGACUGAGAGAUGUCAUUUAUUCUGAGGUUGCAGCUCUCAUCGCUCAAAAUGAAGAAAGACCACACUAUCUGAUAGAGUUAUUUGGUAAAUUGCAGCUACUGAACACUGAUUAUUUAAGACAGAGAGGGUUGUAUGCUAUACAGGAUAUUACCAGUCGAUUCUUAACUGAAGUCAAUCAAGGGAAGGCAAGCAAACGAAGCAACAGUGCAAAAUUUGAUUAUGUUGAGAAAGUUGAUUCAGCCAGUUCACUCUCCACUCCUCCUCCUCCUCCUAAUAAUAAUAACAACAACAAUGAAGACAUGGAAGAGCCAUUACAUAAUGUGGUGGUUGUUGAUCCAUUGAAUGUGAUGGUAUCUGGUGGAUCCAGUGACAUAAACAGCUUAAUGGAUGAUAAAAUUAAGAUAAUAAUGACUGAAGUUAUUCCUUUGCUGAAGGAUCAUUUGAAUACAAUUUGUAAUGUCGAGCUAUUGCAGUAUAUCCAGGAGUCCAUAUUGAACAUUGUUAUCAAGAGCGACAAGGAGCUUAAUGAAGAUGAAAGUGGCGGUGGACAGUUAAAGAAUAUGUUCCUGAAACAAAUUGAAAUCAGUUUGAGUUCUGCCAUAGGAAAGUACAUCAAUAAAAGGUUGGGUGAUAUCGGGGAAGAUUUGUUGGUGGAUGUUAGCGAAAUUUUAUUCAACGAAUUGUCCUACUAUCAGCUACUAAAAGAACAGGAUGAUCUACCAGUUGAAUGGAAACCUCUACCAAUAUCACCCAAAAAGCCAGCCUCUACUGUCUUGCAUGGCAUCAGUUUAUCUCAGUGUGAAGAGGAAGAGAAAGAGAAACUUGGAAAUACAAGAGAUGAUGAAUUAGCUAAAUCAUGGCAUCAACCUAUGACAGAUGAAGGCAAUGGUGCUAAGAUAAAUGGCAUAUCUGAUGAGGUUGAGGGCAAUCCUGUGACUAAUAGUUCAGAAACUUAGUUAAAUAUCAAAAGAGAAAGAUUAAAAACUAUGAAGUACAUAAAGCCAUCACUUAAACACUUUAUAUAGAUAGAUAUCUUGUUUUUUCACAUUAGUUUAAAGUACAUGUACUUGUUUAAUUAUUACUUUAUAAAUGUUCAGAGCUAAUAAAGCUAUUUUGA